Molecule: messenger RNA, 981 nt
Organism: Plasmodium fragile
Lineage: Eukaryota; Apicomplexa; Aconoidasida; Haemosporida; Plasmodiidae
Exons: 2
Coding region: 1-981 (326 amino acids)
Source: RefSeq, a predicted model, not a curated record
AUGGAGGAGACAUUACGGCAGCUAUUGGUGGAUUAUAUUAACAAGAGGAACAUGCUGGGACAGGAGCAAACAUAUGAGACAGGAAUAUGGCAUGACAUACAGCAAUUGUUCGAUGAGUUCACAAGAAAUAUACAACAUGGGGAUGGCGAUGUCUCUAAGUUGAUAUGUGAAGCGGGGCAACAAGCGAACAAAAUAUAUGGAGGGAGGAUGUAUAUGUGCUGGAUGGCCGUGAGAAUAUUACUAUACAUGAGGCAUGGUGAGACGCCGGAAGAAAUAGCGAAGAGGGCAAAUGAACACGAGAAAGGGUUAAAGGCAUGUAUUAGAACUAUUAUCGGAACUGUAACUAUACAGCAAUUAUUGAAAACAUAUUGCAACGCCGACGAGGUACUGAGGCAUGCUGUACGAAUGGUCAAAAUGAUGGACGCGGCUAUUGGACGCGGCGUGGUGAAUAAUACAGGGUGCCCCGGCUUGAACGUGGACGGAUUAGUAAUAGCUGGCAAGGAUGUGACCAGUACAAUAGGACAAUGGAUAUUGCAGGGGAACAUUCUGGACGGGAACCUAGGCCACGUGGAUUGGAAUGAGGGCUGUGAGGUAGCGCAUAGUAAGAGGAAACAUGUGACCAACAUAGAAACAUUGCAGGAACUCAAGACUAUAGUGGUAGAGCAAGCGACGGAACUGCAGGUUAAGGUGCAGGACAUUACGGCAAAUAUGCACAGGCCACCGAAUAGUACGCCACACAGGACGGACCAACAAGCAGCAACACUACCGUCAAAGGACACGUCAGGUAAGGACCGAGGGGACAAAGCACCAACACGGCCCAACACGUAUUAUACGGCCGCCACCGAUACGACUGCGCACGGAUGGACGGUCACAAACGCAACGGCCACAACACGCACACACGGCGGAAACAGCACAGCAGAGAAAACGACUCCGUUGACGCUGACCGACUGCGAUGAGCGGUGUCCACGACGGCAGCGGUAG